Messenger RNA from Punctularia strigosozonata HHB-11173 SS5, 1140 nucleotides. RefSeq lists its product as uncharacterized. The transcript is spliced from 5 exons. Bases 1 to 1140 code for a protein of 379 amino acids. The record is from RefSeq and is a predicted model, not a curated record. Lineage: Eukaryota; Fungi; Basidiomycota; Agaricomycetes; Corticiales; Punctulariaceae.
AUGGCAGUGGCCAAGAAGUCUGAGCUGAAUGAUGAGUUAUCAAGGGCGGAACGAGCUGCAAAUAGUGUUCACGACCCGCGAGCAGCAGGAUGGGACCACUUCGCUGAGAAGAGUCUUGAUGAACCAGACGCCGUGACAGGCUAUAAUAGUGACAUGCUUGGAAGUUUGAAGUCUGAGAUCAUGAACCUGGCUGAAAAUGUUUUUGACCACUUCGUGGGCACGAGCAAAGUAUUGGUUGAUGCUCUCAACGAGUUAUCAACGGCGCACCCAUUCAUUCGAGUGGCUUUCCUUGCAUUCAAAGCGGUAAUCGAGUUGGACAUCAAGAGGCGGGAGAAUGACAAACGGAUCCUUGCCCUCAGAUACCAGAUGCAAGAUAUGAUCAUAUACCAAGUCGCAAUCCCUCAAGAGACGAUCGAACAGCGGCUCUCAAAGAGAAUGGAAGACAUUGCGAACGAUAUAGAAGGAUGUGCGAACACGUGCAAUGUGUGGACAAAGAAAAGGACCAUAGUCAAGGUCUUCAAGAGUCCUGGAUGGGAGCGUAAAUUCAACGAUUAUGUGGAAACCUUCCAAAAGCACCAGGUCAGUAUCCACGCAGAUCUCGACCUGCAGGUCAGCGCAGGGAUUAGUUCAGCCAACGAGGCCAUCGCCCGAGUCAAGUCCAAAGUGGACCUGAUAGUCUUCCAUCUUCUUCGUUCCUCGGCGGAGAAGGACGUAGUCUCUCACAUGGACAGGAAAUCACCUGAGGCAUAUUUGAAGAAUGAUAAAAAGCUCUUAUCUCUGAUCAGGCUCAGCAAGCAAAAGGUCAUCGAGAGGAGGAGAGAUAAGGGUGCAGGGGUGUCCAGCCGCAAUCACAAAGACGUUGAUGAUGAAGAUGGAAUAGAGGUCAAACUUCUGGUGGAUAUCAAGCAUGAAAUGGCUGUCAGGGCAUGGCUCCCACACUCGCCUCAUGUCUCAUUGUUCUCUCUUUUCUGCUUCCGCUUCUGUCCCAUUUCGUUCAUUCCCCCUAAUACUUCCGUCUCCCUAUUCGGUCACGCUCUCCCGCACCCUCCUAGGCCUCCCGCGCCCUCCUUUUCGCAUCUCCCCUAUUUUGUUCCGUCGCUCGGUGCUCCUAGGGCCUCCGCACCUGAGCGGCCUUCCUAG